AUGGCAGAUUCCGACCUGCGAGACUGGCCGCCCGGCCCGUCCGACUUCCGACUCGCCUGUGAGGAGUGUCACAAACGCAAAAUCCGCUGCGAGGCCCCUCAAGAUGGACCCGGGCCGCAGGGCGCCUGCCAGGCAUGCCGGGUGAGCCACCGGACGUGCCUCUUCUCGCUGAAAAACAAAACUGGUCGGCCGCGGAAGGCCAAGCCGACUCACCUCCAUCAGGCCCCCAAGACGCUCUCCCCGCAAACCCUCCAGCCACACCUACCUGGGACCGGAGUUUCAGCAUCUGCAUGUACGAUCACGAGUCCGAAUCCUCGCGGGCCGAGACGCGAUUGGGCUUCAAGAACAAGACAGCAUGUUACUGGCCAUCGUCGGCCAUCGGCAGCCGGGCAUUACGAAACACCAAAUAUCCACCCCCACCAUGCUGGCUCGGCAUCAUCCAAGGAAGCGCCUCUCGGGCAACUACCAUGGCUCACGGCAUGUGGCAAUGGGGCGACGGGGCGGAACGACUUUGACCCUCUCCUGGACAGCCCUUGUGGCGGCGAAAUCCAGGUUUCCAUGAGCCCUGGAUUUGUCCAGCUUGAGGAUGAUUUCGUCUUGGAGAUGCCAGAGGUUAUGACGCCGGAGCACCUGCAUCUCCAUGUCCCAGACUCUUCCUGCAACGAACGCCCUGGGUCGGAGUUGGGGCGGCUAGAACGACUACACAAUAUUGGCCCCGGGACGACAACACCAUCGACGGGAGAAUCGAGUGGUGGGGGAGACUACGGAGACUUUUGGCGAACUGGCCCGGCUCCAAACAGUGCCGGGGCCCUCGGGGACCACGGAGACUCGAUGAUGAGUGGAGACUUCUUUGACACGAUGAGGCUCUGCAACGAGAUGAACAACGUGUUCCAGAGCAGAGCACUGGACGUCACGACCCGGGCAGACCAGCGGGAGCUGUCCGUCGUCCUCGCCCACAUUGAAGAGCUGGGCUACAAGACAACGGCGGUGAUGCGAGACGCCGCCAACCUGUCCGGGCUACCCAGCCGACAGGAGCGGUACAAACGGAUGUUGAUGCGCGCCACCGUCCUGGGUGCUGUUGACACCGCUGCCGACCUGGUCAAGCACAACUUGUCCAUCCAUAACAUUCAAUACUCGACGGUGUGUGGGGGGGCCGAGAACGACGGCAGUCCUGACUCUUCGACGCCGGAUCUCCCUCGGGAAAGUCGGGACGGUAAAGACCAUGACGGGGUGGGCGGUACUUGCAUCAAUUCGUCGGCCGAGUCUCUCGAAACGGUGCUGUCGCUGGUUCGGCUCGACUACGCCCUGCUCCAGUUCUCCCGCUUCCUUUCUGCAAAUCAGUGCGAGGGGGGCGAUGGAUGCCACGAUCCGUCCGGGAUGGCUCCAGGGGUGGGACAUGAUUGCCCCAUGGGUGGGGGAACAUCGAUGUUGGCGAAGACGGCGCAUACGCGCGCCCAGCUCUGGGCGAUCAUGGCCCCCAACACCCGACCCAGUUUGGAGACAACCCGGAAACGAAUCCUGCAUAUGCCAGAUGGAGAUGUGUGCCCUGCGAGUGUCCUGACCGGAAAAAUGGGCUCAUCGUACACCCCGCAGGGAACGACCACCCGGUUGACCCCCGCCGACGAGGCCGCGUCCUCGAAGGCGGCCUACACAAACAUGGAGCAGCAGGCAUUCCACGAAUGGCCCAAUGAAGCUGGUUUUGACGGCCUGACCGAACACCGUGGCCCCAUUGAGCUCAAGGUCCACGGCAAUAUCCCGGCAUGGGCGGCAGGCUCUCUCUACCGCACCGGUCCCGGCCAGUGCAAGGUCGAGGACACCAAGUCGGGCACGUUUUACACCUCGCACUGGUUCGAUGGGCUUGCCCACACCCACCGUUUCGACAUCGUGGCUGAAGACGGCAGCGCUGGUGCCGCAGACGAGCCGACGGUGCGCGUGUAUUACUCGUCUCGCCGUCAGUCCGAAAAGGUCACGGCCGACAUCAAGGCCGCGGGCACGUUACGGUCCAUAUCGUUUGCACAACGGACCGAUCCUUGUGUCGGCCUGUUCAGCAAGUUCAUGAGCGUCUUCGACCGGCGGCCGACGCUAUACAACAUUGGCGUGACCGUGAACGUGGACCUGCCCCUGUUCAAGCGUCCGACCCAGCCCGCUGUCGACGUCCAAGGCCACCGAGCUGCCAGCAUCGUCAUCGGAACAGACGCAGGCGUCCUGUGCGAAAUGAACCCCAAGACCAUGGAACCCGUCGACUUCCCGAAGCACUCCAAGUUCCACCCGGACCUCAAGGGGCCGCUCGGGGGCGCCCACGGGAAGCUUGACCCCGAAACGGGCGACUAUAUCAACUACAAUCUAGAGGUUGGCAAGCAGCCCGCAUACCGUAUCUUUCAAGUCAGCGCCGCCACAGGAAAGACCGACAUCCUAGCGACCAUCUCGUACAAGGCGGCCUUCAUUCACAGCUUCUUCUUGACGCGUAACUACGUCGUCCUGUGCGUGCCUGUAGCGCACUACCAGUGGAAAGGGGGAAGGAUUGUCUGGGAGGGCAACCUACACGAUUCGCUCAAGCCCUUCGACCCGGCCGAGACGUGCCGGUGGUUCGUCGUCGACCGGCACCACGGCAAGGGCGUCGUAGCCGAGUUCGCGUCGCCGGCCGGCUUCUUCUUCCACACCGUCAAUGCCUUCGAGGACGACGAUGGGGAUAUCUUUUGCGAAGUAUCCGACUACCCGAACCGAUACAUUGUCGACGGCUACUACUACGACGUGAUCCUCGACCGCAACGGCAAAGCCACCGAGUUUUGGACCGACGGCCAAAUGGCGCACAAGUCGUUCCCGCGCCUCGUACGGUACCGCCUUCGCAAGAAAGAUUUCACCACGGCCAGCGGCAGCGGCAGCAGCGGCGGGAACGCCACCAACCUACCCACGCCCGAGACGGUUCUGGAAAUACCGUCGCCGCACGCCGGCGACAUGCCCGUCAUCAACCCGCACUACCGCUGUCGGAAGCACCGGUACGGCUACUUCCUCGUCAGCCGCGUGUACAGCACGCUCUUCGACGCCAUCGCCAAGAUCGACACCGAGACGCGCGAGCUGCUCCAGUGGGAGGGGCCGCGCGGCCACACGCCCGGCGAGGCCAUCUUCGUCCCGCGCCCGACCAGUACGACGACAGCCGCCGGUAUGGACGGGGCGGCGGUGGGGGUGCCGGACGAGGACGACGGGGUCCUGCUCAGCGUCGUGCUCGACGGCGUCAACAGGACGAGCUACCUGCUGUGUCUGGACUCCAGGACCAUGACGGAGCUGGGGCGCGCCGAGUGUGAGUUUGCUGUGGCCCUUGGGCUUCACGGUCGCCAUGUUGCGGCGUCAUGA
This is a messenger RNA of Chaetomium globosum CBS 148.51, 3351 nucleotides long. RefSeq lists its product as uncharacterized. Lineage: Eukaryota; Fungi; Ascomycota; Sordariomycetes; Sordariales; Chaetomiaceae. The record is from RefSeq and is a predicted model, not a curated record. Bases 1 to 3351 code for a protein of 1116 amino acids. The transcript is spliced from 5 exons. Gene Ontology annotation, molecular function: zinc ion binding; carotenoid dioxygenase activity; DNA-binding transcription factor activity, RNA polymerase II-specific. Gene Ontology annotation, biological process: regulation of DNA-templated transcription; carotene catabolic process.